AUGGAGACCAAGCGUAGCGCUGAGCAGCUCGGCCGCGACGCCCAGCGCAAGCGCCGCAAGCAGGCGAAGGCCGAGGCCAAGGACGGCGGCCAAUGGGACCGAUGCAUGUUCAAAGUGGUGCGCAAGAACCGCUACUGCAACAUCGCCAGAGUGCCAGGCUCGAUGUUCUGCGGCAACCACCUGCCCGACAGUGACGCAGCAGUGAGCAAGAAGUCGCAGAAGUUCAAGGCCGCCACUCGCCGUCGUGUACCAUGUCCGGUGGACGCGUCGCACACAGUCUACGAGUACGAUCUGGCGAAGCACGUGCUGGUCUGCAACCGGGUCAAGGACGCCGAUAUCAUGAAGAAGUUGCCGUACUACAGCCACAACAUCAACUCUGGCGGCACUCAUUGCUCGGACAACUCAGCUGCGUCUAGUGACACAGCAGAACAGGAAGUUGCUGCUGACAAGGAGAAGGACGAGGAGGAGAAGGAGCACUCGGAGCCCUCCGCUCAGGAGCAGCAGGGAAUUAUUGACAAGCUGCUCGCCAUUGACUUUGCGGAUCUCCGCAAACGCAUUGACGCUGCGUAUGAAUCAUGUGUUGGUGAGCUGGCGCUGGAGAAGCUGCACCACAAGUGCUGCGACCAGCUUUUUGAGGAGAAGAAGAAGGCCGGCGCGUCGCAGAGCGUGCUGCGGCACAUUGAGCAGCAGACCUCGAUCAUUGGCCACAUGGAGCAAGUGAAGCUGCUGCAAGACUCGAACGCCGCUUUCGUGGAGCUUGGAGCUGGAAGAGGAAUGUUGUCCUUGGCCCUGGCUCAGAUGUUCCCGGACAGUCUCUACGUGCUGAUCGAUCGGGCUCACACGCGAGGCAAGGCUGAUCGGUUCAUCGGAGGCGAGGGCAAGGGCGAAGAAGCUGAGAAGGACAGCUCCACUACGCUGCGUGCAAAGAUUGAUAUCCGCCACCUGAACUUCGCCGGAAUGGAGGAAAUCCUCAACAAACCUAUCGUCUGCAUGUCCAAACACUUGUGUGGUGUGGCCACGGAUCUGUCGCUACGAGCUAUCGCGCAGACGCUGCCCGACUCCAAGAGUGAAUCGUCGGAAGGUGCUUCGAAUUCAGUCAGCUCGAGCUUCCAGGGGUUGGCGAUCGCACUUUGCUGCCAUCACGUUUGCGCGUGGGAGGACUACGUGAACCCAGCGUUCUUCCAGGCCCAAGGGUUCAAGCCCGAAGAGUUUCAGCUACUAACUAGCAUGACGUCGUGGACUACGUGUGGCAUGGGCCUCGAGGGUGACGCAGUGAAACACAUUCUUGGCAUCAGCAAGGACGAGCGUGCAGUUCUGGGGCGGAAGUGCAAGCGCAUCAUAGACGCUGGUCGCGCAGCAUACUUAACGCAGAUGAAGCUGAAAACUCGUCUAGUCCACUAUUGUGACACAAAGGAUAGCCUCGAGAACUGCCUUCUUCUUGCCUGGCGAUGA
Molecule: messenger RNA, 1452 nt
Organism: Phytophthora sojae
Lineage: Eukaryota; Oomycota; Peronosporomycetes; Peronosporales; Peronosporaceae
Exons: 3
Coding region: 1-1452 (483 amino acids)
Biological process (GO): tRNA methylation
Source: RefSeq, a predicted model, not a curated record